Messenger RNA from Zasmidium cellare ATCC 36951, 1011 nucleotides. RefSeq lists its product as uncharacterized. Lineage: Eukaryota; Fungi; Ascomycota; Dothideomycetes; Mycosphaerellales; Mycosphaerellaceae. The record is from RefSeq and is a predicted model, not a curated record. The coding region runs from base 1 to 1011 and encodes 336 amino acids. The transcript has a single exon.
AUGGUUUCAGAAUAUAAAGACAACAAAGACCACCUGUUGAAAACAAAGAGUCACAACGCAGCAUUCAAUGGAGCUUUCUUCGCAAACAAGCCUGCCAGCGCAUAUCUCCCGGCCCUGUCCGUGACAACAGCAUGCGACCAUGCUCGGCGGAUCAUUCACGACCAGCGAUAUUCAACGCAAGAUCUCAAGAGAGACAGUAGUUUAUCGAUCAAGAUCCCGGCUUCCACCCUGGAUCUUAGCAAGACAAUCUUCACCAUGCCGCCGACGCCACCUCAGACCCCUAGGAAAGGAAGCAAGGACACAUAUUCCCAAGGAACGACAGCUCAGCGAUCAAAAAUCAGGCGUUGGCAAAUAUUUCCGGUCGUGUGCCCAGAUCAGCCUCUGGCAUCGAAAUUGCAGCAAAUUCGCUCUCAAAACAAGAUCCAUUUGAAGAAGGAGGCUCCAGCUCUGAAGUGCUAUCAAGACGUAAGAGCACAGAUCAGAGCACUUUACUUCGAGGGAGAACGCAAGUUGGACCCCGACGCGCGGGCAUUCGGCGAAACGCUUCUCGAUAUUCCUUGUACAUACCUUAGCCUCGACCAUCUUCUUGUUUGUGGACAGAAGGUAGUCACCGUGAAGCCAGAGCCUUGUACUAGCAACUGCCACGCUAGACACCCACCCGAUUUUGUCCAGAUUCACGACCUCGAUGCCCGAUACAUGUGUAUGGCGUGCAUUGUCAACGAUCUACAUGUCCCACAUGAUGCAAAGUACAGGGGCGUCACCGAGGUCGUCAUAAAAGCAGCAUCCGGACCUAGUAAACCCCCUGACUGGCUCGAGAAAAACCUGGACCUCGUUGCGGAGGGUUACCGAGAUGAAGCACUAAGGGAGUUGAAGAGGUCCGCGAACGACAAAUUUUGUAUCUCUAUGUCCUGGAUGGAGCCCCACUGGCAGCAUCUUGUCGAAGAGAUUGUACAAGAGAAGGUGCAGGCUGAGGAGCUGUUGGAGAAAGUCUCUCGAGCACCUUGCCUUUAA